Molecule: messenger RNA, 1335 nt
Organism: Xylaria bambusicola
Lineage: Eukaryota; Fungi; Ascomycota; Sordariomycetes; Xylariales; Xylariaceae
Exons: 4
Coding region: 254-1276 (340 amino acids)
Molecular function (GO): oxidoreductase activity
Source: RefSeq, a predicted model, not a curated record
UGCUUUUCAACUCGGCAUCUCAGACUCCUCUCUCUUGCAUCCUUCCCCUCAGUUAAUGAGCCAUUAUUACAAAUCCUGGACACGAAACGUACAGCCUGAUGCCGAUAGUAUGUCAGUGGCAUUUUCAUUGCUGCAAGUCGAUUGGCUGAUCGACGGCGCUCUGAGGCACAAAGCUCCAUGCAUCAUGUGUUCACUUGUGUAACAGCCCCUCUUUCUGAUUUUGAGGCUUUGUAGAGUCAACUGCGCCGACAAGAUGAAAGCCGGACAGUGGGACGCCCAAAACAAAAAGGUUGUCAUCAACGACAUACCGAUCCCAGAGCUAGGAAAGGACCAACUCCUAGUAAAGAUCAAGUCAGCGUCGCUAUGCCACAGUGACCUGAUGAGUCUGGCGCGCGGCCACGGGGAUACCGUAACAAUGGGCCACGAAGGUGCCGGCGUCAUAGAGAAGAUUCAUUCCUCGGCCGAGGGCAAAGGGUUCAAAGUCGGCGACGCUAUUGGAUUCAACUACUUCAUUAACGUCUGCUACGAGUGUGACGGCUGCCAGAUUCACAACUCGCGCUGCGAGAACACGAACUUGCCCAUGUGCCAGGGCUUCCAUACCAAUGGCUUCUUCCAGGAAUACGUCCUUGUUGAUUAUCACACAGCUGUUGUCUUGCCGCCUGAGAUCGAUGUUCGACGCGCGUCGCCGCUAUUUUGCGCGGGAAUCACAGCCUUUAACGCCAUCGAUAGUUGCGAGCUUCAUCCUGGUCAAUGGAUAGCCAUCGUAGGUUGUGGUGGACUAGGCCAAUACGCAGUGCAAUACGCCAAGGCGAUGCAGUACAAUGUCAUCGGCGUAGAUAUCAGCGACGACUCUCUAGACUCCGCCAAAGAAUACGGCGCAGAUGCCGUCUUCAACUCGAAGACGCAAGCCGACACGUACGUUGACGAGAUACGGAAGCUGAGCGGGAAGGGCGUACAUGCAGCCGCCGUGUUUUCGGGCGCCAACGCAGCGUUCGACGGUGCCAUACCCCUUUUGCGGACUAACGGUCUGCUUAUGGUUGUUGGUAUCGCACUGGAGCCUUUGCAGAUCAACACGCUAGAUCUGAUCACGGGGCGCUAUCGCAUCAAGGCUGAUAGUACGGGCGUCCCUCGGCGGAUGUCGAAGGCUGUUGCAUUUACGGCGAAGAAUAACAUUCAGCUUAAUGUUGACUUUAGGAAAAUUGAAGACUUGCCUGCUAUGGUGGAUGAUAUGAAGAACGGCAAGGCGAGGCAACGGCAAGUUGUUACAUUUGAUUAAGGGGAUUGUUACUAAGUCUUUAGCAUUAUAAAGUCUUUAUCAUUAUAAGAGACUGAGAA